Juglans microcarpa x Juglans regia is the source of this 2685-nucleotide messenger RNA. Its product is annotated as auxin response factor 18-like. NCBI's taxonomy places the organism in Eukaryota, Viridiplantae, Streptophyta, Magnoliopsida, Fagales, Juglandaceae. The transcript is spliced from 4 exons. Gene Ontology annotation, cellular component: nucleus. Bases 429 to 2417 code for a protein of 662 amino acids. Gene Ontology annotation, molecular function: DNA binding; protein binding. Gene Ontology annotation, biological process: regulation of DNA-templated transcription; response to hormone. The record is from RefSeq and is a predicted model, not a curated record.
UAUUUCCAUACUAUUUGUUCUGUUCCGUCAAAUCUCUCUCACUCAUUUCCAGUCUGGUCGGCAACGGAGCAACUUCAGGUGCUUCGCUUUCUUUACAGUAAUACACACACUGUUUCUCACACACGCUCCAUACUUCCAUCACAAUCUUUCUUGGUCAGUCUUUUUCAUUCUUCUUUCCCAAGAAUUUGUCUUUGUGAAAUUCUGUCUGUUUCUUGGGCGUCUGAUUUUCCAUGGAAAAGAGUGGUAUGUGUUCUGGUGGUAGUACUUCGUGCUCGUCGAAGGAAUUGCAACACUCUUAGAGGCGAAAGAAAGUGUUUUGGUGAAUUCCUUCUCGUUUUCCGUUGAUUUAAAGUCUUUUUACUUGGGAAAAGAAAAAGGGAACCCAGUAAAAUUAGGACUUCGACGCUUCAAAGGCUUUGCUUUCCACAAUGAUUACGGUAAUGGAUUCUGUUAAAGAGGUACCUGCAAGGAACUCAGACAAGUGCUUGGACUCUCAGCUAUGGCACGCCUGUGCUGGUGGUAUGGCUCAAAUGCCACCCAUUAACUCAAAGGUCUUCUACUUCCCUCAAGGCCACGCCGAACACGUCCUCUGCGGGGCCACAGACAUCGGGGAUUCUCGGAUUCCUUCGCUCAUUCUCUGCAGGGUCUCUGGUAUAAGAUACAUGGCAGACCCUGAGACCGAUGAGGUUUUUGCCAAAAUAAAGUUAAUACCUUUGAGAGACGGUAAAUGGGAUUUUGAGGAUGAUGGUUUUGCGGGAAAUAGUGGGAUUGAGGAGCAAGAAAAACCGGUUUCUUUUGCUAAGACACUGACACAAUCUGAUGCAAACAAUGGUGGGGGCUUUUCUGUGCCUCGUUAUUGCGCGGAGACCAUCUUUCCUCGCCUGGAUUAUAACGCGGAGCCCCCGGUUCAAACUAUUUUAGCAAAGGAUGUGCAUGGUGGGAUUUGGAAGUUUAGGCAUAUAUAUAGAGGGACGCCUCGCCGUCACCUUCUGACGACAGGGUGGAGUAGUUUUGUGAACCAGAAGAAGCUUGUUGCUGGGGACUCCAUCGUGUUUUUGAGAGCGGAUAAUGGGGAUCUUUGUGUUGGGGUAAGGAGGGCUAAGAGAGGAAUUGGUGGUGGUACCGAGUACUUGUCUGGGUGGAACCAAGAUGUUAAAAAGACUGGCUCUCCAUUUGGUGGGUACUCUGGGAUUUUGAGGGAGGGCGAGAAUAAGUUGAAUAGAAGAAAUUCUGGUGUGGAAUUGAGGGGAAGGGUUAGCGGUGAAUCUGUUGCGGAAGCUGCUACUCUUGCUGCUAAUGGGCAGCCAUUCGAGGUUGUGUACUAUCCGCGCGCAAGCACGCCAGAGUUUUUUGUCAAGGCCUCUGCAGUCAGAGCUGCUUUGCAAAUCCAGUGGUACUCUGGGAUGAGAUUUAAAAUGCCUUUUGAAACUGAAGACUCCUCCAGGAUAAGCUGGUUCAUGGGAACCGUAUCUUCUGUUCAGGUUGCUGAUCCUGUUCGUUGGCCUGAUUCUCCAUGGCGUCUCUUACAGGUAGCAUGGGACGAACCAGAUUUACUCCAGAAUGUGAAGCGUGUUAGCCCGUGGCUGGUUGAACUGGUAUCAAACUUACCAGUCAUCCAUCUCCCCCAAUUCUCGCCACCAAGAAAAAAGUUGCGGCUUCCACAGCAUCCAGAUUAUUCCUUAAUUAGUCAAUUUCCAAUGCCAUCUCUUUCCAGCAACCUCCUUAAUCCCAGCAGCCCCUUAAGUCGAAUAUCAGGCAAUAUUCCUGCAGGCAUACAGGGAGCCAGGCAUGUUCAAUUUGGACCAUCUUCAGGAGAUCUCCAAAGCAACAAAAUGCAGACAAGUCUGUUUCCAGUUGGUUUUCAGCAGCUUGAUCAUGCGGCUCCUCCACCUAGAGUCCCUUGUGGUAAGUUCAUGGAAGGCGCUGAUAAGAAUGAUUUAUCUUGCUUGCUGACAAUUGGAGGUUCCCCCCAGAACCUGAAGGAAACCAAACAAGUAAAGGCGCCCCACAUAGUAUUGUUUGGUCAACUCAUCCUGACUGAAGAGCAGCAGGGUUCUAAGAGCUGCUCUGGUGAUGCAACUGGAAACAGCUCAUCAGAUGGGAGCCCCGAGAAGAUGGCAAACUUCUCCGAUGGCUCUGGUUCUGUGUCACGGCUGAAUGGUUCGGUGGAAAAUUCUUCAGAUGGAGGGUCUCCCUGGUACAGAGAUCACCAAAAACACAAUCCUGCUCUUGAGACAGGUCAUUGCAAAGUUUUCAUGGAAUCUAAGGAUGUAGGUCGGACCACCCUUGACCCAUCACUUCUUGGGUCAUAUGAAGAGUUCCAUGGAAAGCUGGCCAGCAUGUUCGGCAUGGGGAGUUCUCAUUCGCUGAGCAACAUGCUCUACCAAGAUGCAGUAGGUGCUGUUAAUCACACUUGAGAUGAAACGUUUAGCAAAUUUGUGAUGACAGCAUGAAGGCUAACCAUUCUUACAGAUUCCAGCAGUGACAACAUAGGAAGUUAGAGGAGCAGCAUCAGUUUAUUGUACAGUUGAAUUGCCAAAUUUGUUUUUCUAUCUUCACCUAACUAUUGGAGAGGUGUGGAGGAAUCCAUCUUCAUCCAAUUUUGGAAUAUUGUAGCUUAAUUUAAGUUGUUUUCCUAUAAACUAGUUUUGUAAUGGUCUGAUAAUGCCAAAUUCGAUUAUGCAA